This is a messenger RNA of Procambarus clarkii (red swamp crayfish), 1162 nucleotides long. Its product is annotated as venom allergen 5. NCBI's taxonomy places the organism in Eukaryota, Metazoa, Arthropoda, Malacostraca, Decapoda, Cambaridae. The record is from RefSeq and is a predicted model, not a curated record. Gene Ontology annotation, cellular component: extracellular region.
GUUAUAAGUGGCUGAGUGCUGGAGACCCACUUCCUGCCCUUCGCUCGUCGUGACAACAUGGCUCACGGCACCUUCGCUCGUCUGCUCUUCGUCUUCCUUCUCAAGGGAGUGGAACCGAACCCGGCAAAUGAUGGCGAAGUUUUGGACCAAGUGCUUCCAGCCACCCAGUUCUUGGCGCCUCUCACGUCAGCCAAAGACGACCCAGUCCCUGGCUCAUCGUUCACGAGUGGUGGGCGACAGGCAAGGUCGUGUGAUUACUCGCAGUUCGCUGAGGAUCACACCAUGACUCUCCAGCCCAACCUGGCGUGCUUGGUCAGUAGGACUGGGGUCACGGCCGACGAGCAGGUCCAGAUUCUCACGGCCCACAAUAACUUCAGGGCUAAGGUCGCGAGAGGGGAGGAAGUCCUUGGUGAUGCAGGUCCUCAGCCUUCAGGCGCCAACAUUAGGGAGGUGGUGUGGAACGAUGAGCUGGCCCAGGUGGCACAGGCGUGGGCUAGCCAGUGCCCGACGGGCCACGAUACUUACAACCAAAGAAGAAUCUGUUCCAGAAGCUAUUUCGUCGGUCAGAACAUAUACUUUCAGUGGAGCACGAAUCCAGCAUCAGUGUGGGAGAAAGCGGUACAGGCCUGGUAUAAUGAAGUGCAAUAUAUGCCCAAUACCAAUGUUGCAGCAUUCAGCUCCAGAGUACCAUCUGGCAAAGCCAUAGGACACUAUACACAGGUGGUAUGGGGUACCACGUAUGAGAUUGGGUGUGGAGCUGUGUACUACACCGACACCCGCUGGGGCUACACCUUCACCCAAAGUAAAACCUACGUGUGUAACUAUGGGCCUGCAGGCAACUUCCUCGGCAGCCCUGUGUAUGAAGCGGGUGUAGCGGCUUCGCUGUGUCCUGGUACACCUUCUCUGAAUUACACUGGGCUGUGUAAUUGAUGUCUACAGUCCACCUGUGUGCUCAGACCAACUCACCGAGCACAGAGACUCUGCUUGUAAGAGAUAUCAACUAACUCUACACCAGACACUUCAGUUAAAUUUAUUCUGAAAAAACGUUAAACUGGAGUUAAUAAUUUGCAUAAUUUAAAUUAAUUUGGUGGAAUGAUGAAUUGCUUCAUUUGAAGUUGAGUAAAACAUAAUUGAAAAAUGAGAAAUAAAAUCAUAUUCUUCA